Molecule: messenger RNA, 2065 nt
Organism: Tripterygium wilfordii
Lineage: Eukaryota; Viridiplantae; Streptophyta; Magnoliopsida; Celastrales; Celastraceae
Product: autophagy-related protein 16
Exons: 5
Coding region: 188-1717 (509 amino acids)
Biological process (GO): autophagosome assembly
Cellular component (GO): autophagosome membrane
Molecular function (GO): protein binding
Source: RefSeq, a predicted model, not a curated record
UUCUUUUGGAAAAAAAAAAAAAAAAAACAGUAUUCUGUUAAAAUAUAGGAAUGUCAUUGUGUACAGUAUUUGAUCAGACCUUUCUUCCAUAAACACGAUUGUUGAGUUUCAAUCUCCAUUGAGGGAACACGGAACGGGUUUGUGUAAUCGCAAACCCUAAUUCAAAACGAUCUCUCCAAAUCAAUCCAUGUCGCGGGAACAAAUUGCGAGGGAGGCGAUAGAGCAUGCUUUGAAGGCUUUGCGAAAGCGGCAUUUGCUGGAAGAAGGCGCUCAUGCUCCUGCGUAUACAGCUCUUACAAAGCCAAUCCUCUCUCAGGGUUCAGAAUGGAAGGAAAAGGCUGAUAACUUGGAGGUGGAACUCCACCAAUGUUACAAAGCUCAGUCUCGAUUAUCGGACCAACUUGUGGCAGAAGUGGCUGAGUCCAGAGCUUCAAAAGCUUUACUACAAGAGAAAGAAGCGAUAAUUGCUGAUCUACAAAAGGAGUUGACUCAAACAAGAGAUGAAUUCUCUCAACUGAAGAUGGAACUAGAUGAAAAAGUGAAAGCUGUAGAAUUGCUUGUGAGUGAGAACAAGGAACUCAGAGCACAACUGGAAGAGAUGACUAUUAAAGCUAAGAAUGCGGAGGCUGAAAAUAAGAUGCUAGUUGAUCGUUGGAUGCUUCAAAAGAUGCAGGAUGCUGAACGCCUUAAUGAGGCAAAUGCGAUUUAUGAAGACAUGGUUGAUCGGCUUAGGGCCAGUGGCUUGGAGAAAUUUGCUCGGCAACAAGUGGAUGGUGUGGUCAGACAAAGUGAGGAUGGUGCUGAGUUCUAUGUGGAAUCAACCAUCCCAUCAACAUGCAAGAACAAGAUUAUUGCACAUGAAGGUGGUUGUGCCUCUAUAUUGUUUGAGGAUAAUUCUAGUAAAUUGAUCAGUGGGGGACAGGACCGGUCGAUCAAAUUGUGGGAUACAAAUACUGGAUCACUUAGUCGUACUCUCUAUGGUUGCCUCGGCUCUGUUCUUGAUCUUACCAUCACCCAUGACAAUAGUUCUGUCAUUGCAGCAAGCAGUUCAAACAACUUGUAUGUGUGGGAUGUCAACUCGGGGCGGGUCCGCCAUACACUCACUGGUCACAUGGAUAAAGUGUGUGCGGUAGAUGUCAGCAAAAUUUCAAGUCGUCAUGUUGUGAGUGCAGCUUAUGAUCGUAGUAUAAAAGUGUGGGAUUUGCAAAAAGGUUACUGCACUAGCACAAUCAUUUUUGCCAGCAACUGCAAUGCCCUUUGCUUCAGCGUGGAUGGACAGACCAUAUGUUCAGGUCAUGUUGAUGGGAAUCUCCGUUUAUGGGAUAUUCAGACAGGAAAGCUACUUAGUGAAGUAGCUGCGCAUUCGCUUGCUAUUACAUCUAUAUCACUGUCUCGAAAUGGAAAUGUAGUAUUGACAAGUGGUAGAGACAACUUGCACAAUUUAUUUGAUAUGCGUUCGUUGGAAGUUUGUGGUACAUUAAGAGCUUCUGGCAACAGGGUUGCAUCUAAUUGGAGCCGAUCUUGUUUAAGUCCAGAUGAUAACUAUGUUGCUUCUGGUUCGGUUGAUGGAUCUGUCUAUAUUUGGUCGGUAUCAAAAGGUGAUAUAGUGGGUUCCUUGAAGGAACACAAUGCACCUGUCCUAUGUUGCUCAUGGAGUGGGCUUGGAAAACCACUAGCUUCUUCUGACAAGAGUGGAGUAGUUCAUACCUGGACAUAAUGGGUCGACAAGAUUGGAAAUGGUGAUUCUCAGUCCAUUUUGUUUGUCUAGUCUUUAAUUAUCUGUGAUGCGUUAUCAAAUUCCUCGACCCCAAAGUCACACUGCACUGCAGGUAUAAUCUUACUCUGCUUCACCAUUGAUUGAUUAUUUUAGUAUUCCACAGGCCAAGGUUCACUACUGUAAAAUAGAAAAGGUCGGAUCUUGUAUAGUUGGGGGAAUGUGGAUCGUAUUUCUUUUUUACAUGAUUUUUAAAGCAAUGGAAGAACUUUAUCCUGAAUAUUUAGAAAGCCUAUAAACAUUUGUCAUUGAUACUUGUUAUAGUAGAUUCUUCAUAGCAGGCACUCCUCA